Messenger RNA from Thalassophryne amazonica, 748 nucleotides. RefSeq names its product parkinson protein 7 (gene park7). The transcript has 6 exons. Gene Ontology annotation, molecular function: protein deglycase activity. Lineage: Eukaryota; Metazoa; Chordata; Actinopteri; Batrachoidiformes; Batrachoididae. The record is from RefSeq and is a predicted model, not a curated record. Gene Ontology annotation, biological process: protein deglycation, glyoxal removal; guanine deglycation, glyoxal removal. Gene Ontology annotation, cellular component: nucleus; cytosol. The coding region runs from base 78 to 704 and encodes 208 amino acids.
CACCUGCUCCAUAAAAGGGGGAUAAACGUACACAACUUGGCAACUUCGCUCCAGUUGCUUUAGCCUGCUAGCUACUGAUGUUAUACACUUGUGGGCUUUUUGCACUUGACAGGAACAUAUCUGCAAGAUUGAACAUGGCAGGCAAGAGGGCGUUAGUCAUCCUGUCCAAAGGAGCCGAGGAAAUGGAAACUGUUAUUCCUGUGGACAUCAUGCGUAGAGCUGGGAUUGCUGUAACUGUUGCAGGACUGACGGGCAAAGAGCCAGUCCAGUGCAGCCGAAAUGUUGUCAUUUGUCCUGAUGCUAGCCUGGAGGACGCCUGCAAACAGGGCCCAUAUGAUGUGGUACUUCUGCCAGGAGGAAUGCCAGGGGCCCAGAAUCUAGCAGAGUCACCUGCUGUGAAGGAGGUGCUGAAGGAGCAAGACGGCAGAAAAGGUCUGAUUGCAGCCAUCUGUGCAGGUCCAACUGCUCUUCUGGCUCAUGGCAUCGGGUACGGCAGCACAGUGACUACACAUCCUGCCAUGAAGGAAAAGAUGAUGGCUGGAGACCACUAUAAAUAUUCAGAGGCUCGAGUACAGAAGGAUGGCCAUUUCAUCACCAGCCGUGGACCAGGAACCUGUUUUGAGUUUGCCCUCACAGUUGUUGAGGAACUUAUGGGGCCUGAGGUUGUAGCUCAAGUCAAGACUCCUCUUAUUCUGAAGGACUAACAUGUUCAUUGCACACUCUGUCCCAAUAAAUGCCUGGAACUACU